Vigna angularis (adzuki bean) is the source of this 3396-nucleotide messenger RNA. RefSeq names its product hydroxyproline O-galactosyltransferase GALT3. The record is from RefSeq and is a predicted model, not a curated record. The transcript has 7 exons. NCBI's taxonomy places the organism in Eukaryota, Viridiplantae, Streptophyta, Magnoliopsida, Fabales, Fabaceae. The coding region runs from base 1148 to 3067 and encodes 639 amino acids. Gene Ontology annotation, molecular function: carbohydrate binding; galactosyltransferase activity. Gene Ontology annotation, cellular component: Golgi membrane.
AUCGUGGCAUCCGAAACGCCAGACGACGUCGUUCCGUGGCUGUAGAGUAGCAGUGAAGAAAUGGAAACGGUGGUGCUGCAAUGGAGGAAUUUGAGUGUCACCCAUAUUCCCACCGUCUCUCUCUCUAACUUCAAACCACCAUUUCAAUGGUCAGUCCCUCUUUUCUCUCUGUUUCGUUUUCUGGAUCUUGUGCUUUUCUACACUUUUGUGGAGGAAAAUAAAAUAUAAAGGUGGAGGCUUUACAACAAAAUUACUUGUGCCCCAUAAGAUUUGAAUUAAACGCUGAGCAUAAAAUUAUGAUAUUCUGGACUGUUGUUUCAGUUCCACUGCUCAGAACUUGAAUACAUGUUGCAGUCACCAUUACAUGUAUUAAACAUUUUUUAGCACAGUCAAGUAAGUAGCUCUGCAGUUUAAGAAUGUAGGGAUCUUGUCGGUUGAUGAGUGUUAAAUUUAGCUAUCAGUUUAUCAAUGUUAACACUUGCAGGAACUAAAGUAAUUGAUUAUGUAAUCUUAAGGACUAGUGACCGACCGGUGAAAGCAAUUUCCGGGCUUAAUUGAUUGUCAAUUCUGAGAGUUAGGCACUUGGUUUUCUUAUUAUAACAUAAAGGACUAAAUUGAAUAGAGCUUAUGAUUUCAGGGACUAGUUCUAUGUAACACUCAUUAAAGAUUAUUUUUUAGAUAAAAUAGUGAAAGUUGAUUGUUAAAGCAUGUCAGUUAAUAUUCAAUAACCUCAACUUUAUCCACUUCCUUCAUUUUCUCUCUGUUAUGGUAAGUUGAACACCAAAAUUGCAAAUCAAGUGCUCGUAAUGCAUUUUCAGUAUUUCAAUAGGUUACUCUGAUGGCCGUCAGCUCAUAUAUACCAUUCCGUAUUAUGGUAUGGGAUUUCCCUAUGUGGAUGUGAAAAACCUUGAUGUGCUCCUUCAUCGUCAGUUGCAAAAAAGCAUAAAAGGAGGGCUGAUUAGAGUUCAUUCCUAUAAUUGGAUUUCAGAUUAGAUAAUGUCAAUUGUAUUCUGUCAAUUUGCUUUUAUUCUUUUUUUUUUUUUUUAUCGAAUAGGUGGUGCAACUCUAGUCCUUUUUUUUGUAGAGAAAGUUGUAUAAUUUAUCUGCAUGCAGAAAAAAGCUAUACUUAGUUCAAGGUUUACCGAAAAUGAGGAAGUGGUAUGGAGGCAUGUUGAUAAUAGCUUUGGGUAUGAUGCUAUUUUUCCUCUACAACCUGAAAGGAAUGCAGCCACAGAAGCAGUCAGCAAAACAAUCAGCAUACAAUUUCUUUAAUAACCAUGCACCAGAUGAUUCUAUCAAACAAAGCAAUAAUCUUCCAGUAAACUCUUCCAAGAUGGAAUCAAAAAGGGUACCAAAACCAACAAAAAGGCCAUAUUUGGUACAUGUUGCAGGGCUCGAUGAUCUGUAUGGUAUGAAAAAUUUAUCCAAAGGAGAGAUGGAUUCUGUGCUUGUUUGGGAUUCCUUACGUACCGUGCUGUCAAGGUCAGAUGCUUUGGAUGAAACAGCUCAAGGAAUUAAAGAGGCUUCUGUAGCAUGGAAAGAGUUGCUGUCCACCAUUGAAGAGGACAAAGCUUCCAAGCUUAAUAAGAUGGAUGGCCCAGAAAAUAAAAACUGCCCAUUCUCUGUGACUUCACCUGGUAAGGCUGAACUAGAUAAUGGAAUCACUCUUGAUCUCCCUUGUGGUCUGGUGGUAGAUUCUUCUAUUACACUGAUUGGAAUCCCCAAUGGACAAAACAGAAGCUUCCAGAUUGAUCUUGUUGGGCAAGAGCUAGAAGGGGAGCCAAAACCUCCAGUUAUCUUGCAUUAUAAUGUGAGUCUUCCGGGAGAAAACAUGACAGACGAACCAUAUAUUGUUCAAAAUACAUGGACUAGUGAUUUAGGGUGGGGAAAAGAAGAAAGGUGUCCUGCACAUGGCUCUGCCAACAUCCAAGAAGUUGAUGGACUUGUUCCCUGCAAUGUGCAAGCAGUCAGAAGUAACAGCAAAGGGAAUGGAAAUUUUGGCCAAGCUGCUAGUAUACCUUCUAAUAUUUCCUCAGAAAGUGCACAUAGAAAUGCUAUUUUCCCCUUUGCUGAGGGUAAUCCUUUCACUUCCACAUUGUGGGUUGGUUCAGAGGGAUUUCAUAUGACUGUGAAUGGAAGGCAUGAAACAUCUUUUGCAUAUAGGGAGAAACUUGAACCAUGGUUAGUCAGCAGUAUUAAAGUAUCAGGCAGUUUAAGUCUCUUGUCAAUCCUGGCUAAAGGUUUGCCUGUUACUGAAGAUAAUUAUAUAGUUGCUGAUGUUGAGAAUCUGAAGGCUCCUUCUAUCCCCAGAAAAAGGCUUAUUUUGUUAAUUGGAGUGUUCUCUACUGGAAACAACUUUGAGCGUCGCAUGGCCCUAAGGAGGUCUUGGAUGCAAUAUGAGGCUGUACGUUCUGGAGAAGUUGCUGUCCGAUUUUUCAUUGGGCUUCACAAGAACAAUAGGGUUAAUUUUGAGUUAUGGACUGAAGCUCAAGCAUACGGAGAUAUUCAAUUAAUGCCUUUUGUAGAUUACUAUAGUUUGAUUUCUUUGAAGACAAUUGCAAUUUGCAUUAUGGGGACAAAAAUCAUCCCUUCUAAAUACAUCAUGAAAACAGAUGAUGAUGCCUUUGUAAGAAUUGAUGAAGUGCUUUCCAGCCUCAAAGAAAAGCCAUCCAAAGGCCUUUUAUACGGUCUCAUAUCUUCUAAAUCAUCUCCUCAGAGGGAUGAAGGCAGCAAGUGGUACAUCAGUGAGGAGGAAUGGCCACAUGAUACAUACCCACUAUGGGCACAUGGUCCUGGCUAUGUUAUCUCUCGAGACAUAGCAAAAUUCGUUGUCAAUGGUCAUCAAGAAAGAAAACUCCAGCUCUUUAAAUUAGAAGAUGUUGCCAUGGGCAUAUGGAUUGAACAGUUCGCAAAUGGUGGUAAAGAAGUGCGUUAUAUGAAUGAUGAGAGGUUUUACAAUGCCGGAUGUGAAUCAAAUUAUGUACUUGCCCAUUAUCAAAGCCCAAGGAUGGUGCUAUGCCUUUGGGAGAAAUUGCAGAAAGAACGCCAGCCAGUAUGCUGUGAGUAGAUAUCUCUGUUUUUUUAGUUGUAAUAGUUGAUUUUGAAGUUUGAGCUUUUUUAAAUGUUUAGGUUAUAUGUAACUUACCACUAAUCAUCUUAUGUGUAUGUUGUAUCCUAUUGUUCAUUGAUUUAUUCAUUCAUUACAACCAUUUCAGCAGAAACAAUUGUUUUGCUUGAAAAUACAUGUAUUAUACUUCCUGUCAACUCGUGGUGGCAUUUUGGUUCUGAACAAUGAACAUUGAAAUUCUUGAUCACUGAAAACAUAGGAUGAAAACAUCGUGUUGUACUAACUUGUUGGCUCAACGAUGUUUUUGGUCCUUCAAAAUAUUUCUUUUC